Messenger RNA from Chelonoidis abingdonii (Abingdon island giant tortoise), 1623 nucleotides. RefSeq names its product estrogen related receptor beta (gene ESRRB). Gene Ontology annotation, cellular component: nucleus. Gene Ontology annotation, biological process: regulation of DNA-templated transcription. The record is from RefSeq and is a predicted model, not a curated record. NCBI's taxonomy places the organism in Eukaryota, Metazoa, Chordata, Testudines, Testudinidae. Gene Ontology annotation, molecular function: sequence-specific DNA binding; zinc ion binding; steroid binding.
GGAUUCAGAGUACUGUGUCCUAGUCACAAAGAGAGGCAGAGAGGACUGUCGGCUGGUGCAGGCAGAACCAAAAGAUAUUUAAUCAGCAAUUAGAAACACCUGAGGGCAAAGGAAAUUCUGCUCCAGCUCUGAGCUUCAUCUCUCAACCUGCAGCAUGCUGCUUGGCAGAAUGUCCACAGAGGAGCGGCAUCUCACCUCUAGCUGCGGAUCCUUCAUUAAGACUGAGCCGUCCAGCCCAUCUUCUGGCAUUGAUGCCAUCAGCCAUCAUAGUCCUAGCGGCUCCUCUGACGCUAGUGGUGGCUACGGCAUCACCAUGGGUGGCCACUCGAAUGGCCUGGACUCGCCACCCAUGUUCAACGGCGUGGGAAUUGGUGGCGGAUCCUGCCGUAAGCGCUACGACGACUGUGCCAGCGCCAUCAUGGAGGACUCGCCCACCAAGUGCGAGUACAUGCUCAAUGCCAUCCCCAAGAGGCUGUGCCUGGUGUGCGGGGACAUUGCGUCUGGCUACCACUAUGGCGUGGCCUCCUGUGAGGCAUGCAAAGCCUUCUUCAAAAGGACAAUUCAAGGGAAUAUUGAAUAUAGCUGCCCAGCCACCAAUGAGUGUGAGAUCACGAAACGGAGGCGCAAGUCCUGUCAGGCCUGUCGCUUCAUGAAAUGCCUCAAAGUGGGGAUGCUGAAAGAAGGGGUUCGUCUUGAUCGAGUCCGCGGAGGACGCCAGAAGUACAAGAGAAGACUGGACUCUGAGAGCAGUACUUAUCUGAGCUUACAGAUCCCUCCUCCAGCCAAAAAGCCAUUGACUAAGAUCGUCUCCCACUUGCUGGUGGCAGAGCCAGAGAAGAUUUAUGCCAUGCCUGACCCCACCAUGCCGGAGAGUGACAUCAAAGCGCUGACAACCCUCUGUGACUUAGCAGACAGGGAACUGGUGGUGAUCAUUGGAUGGGCAAAGCACAUCCCAGGUUUCUCUAAUCUCUCCCUGGGGGACCAGAUGAGCCUCCUGCAGAGCGCCUGGAUGGAGAUCCUCAUCCUGGGCAUUGUGUACCGCUCACUGCCCUACGAGGACAAGCUGGUCUACGCCGAGGACUACAUCAUGGAUGAGGAGCACUCGCGCCUGACGGGGCUGCUGGAGCUCUACCUGGCCAUCCUGCAGCUGGUGCGUCGGUACAAGAAGCUGAAGGUGGAGAAGGAGGAGUUUGUCACACUCAAGGCCCUGGCCCUUGCCAACUCAGAUUCCAUGCACAUAGAGGACAUGGAGGCGGUGCAGAAACUCCAGGAUCUUCUCCAUGAAGCCCUGCAGGACUACGAGCUAAGUCAGCGCCACGAGGAGCCAAGGCGAGCGGGCAAGCUGUUGCUGACCUUGCCCCUCCUGCGUCAGACGGCCGCCAAAGCGGUGCAGCACUUCUACAGCAUCAAACUGCAGGGCAAGGUCCCCAUGCACAAACUCUUCCUAGAAAUGCUAGAGGCCAAGGUCUGACGGCCCUGGUGCCAGCCCUCAGCGGCCGGGGAACAAACUAGAAACAAAGACGCAGACACAGAGCAAUCCAAACAGCAGCAGGGGUCGGCUUUUAUCUCCAGUCAUUUAUUAUGGAAGAAUUAUGUAAUGUCCAGCUGUCGGCCUGCCUGCCU